This is a messenger RNA of Penicillium maclennaniae, 1614 nucleotides long. RefSeq lists its product as uncharacterized. The transcript is spliced from 18 exons. NCBI's taxonomy places the organism in Eukaryota, Fungi, Ascomycota, Eurotiomycetes, Eurotiales, Aspergillaceae. The coding region runs from base 1 to 1614 and encodes 537 amino acids. Gene Ontology annotation, cellular component: membrane. Gene Ontology annotation, molecular function: transmembrane transporter activity. The record is from RefSeq and is a predicted model, not a curated record. Gene Ontology annotation, biological process: transmembrane transport.
AUGGAUGUUGAUAAAAGACCUCCUCUCGAGGGUGAUGAUGCUCAGUUGGCCGCCUUGGGCCACAAACCUGAAUUGAAACGGCAGUUCUCUACUUGGUCGAUGCUGGGACUAGCCUUUGCUGUGUUGAAUUCAUGGACUGCUCUUUCAGCCAGUCUGUCAAUUAGUCUUACAUCGGGCGGAAGUACGAGUGUGAUCUGGGGUCUGGUUACCGCAGGGUUCUGCAACCUCUGCAUCGCGACUUCGCUAGCCGAAUUUCUCUCGGCAUAUCCGACGUAUGAUAUUUCAUCAUUCUUGUGGAGGCGGGUGGGCAAUACCAUUGGGUCGCAGUCAGUAAGUUUUGAUUUUUUCUCUCUCUACACAGCCAUUGACGAGUACGAAGCUGCUUGGCCUGCAUGGGUUCCUAUACUCUCCUGGAUUACGGGAUGGAUCAACGUUGCGGGAUGGGUUGCUCUCGUAGCUACCAACUCACUCUUAUCAAGUCAAUUAAUUGUGGGGAUAAUUUCUGCCAUGCAUCCAAGUUACGAUCCUCAACGCUGGCAACAAUUCCUCAUCUAUAUCGGACUAACGCUCGGGGCAUUCUGCAUUAAUGCCUUCGGCAAUGCUAUUCUGCCUACCAUUUACCGAGGCGCUUUCACUUGGUCAAUUGGUGGCUUCGUGAUCGUUUGUAUCACGGUGCUUGCGUGCGCUUCACCUGACUAUAACACAGCAAAAUUUGUGUUUGCCAACUUCAUCAAUACUACAGGAUGGCCUGAUGGUGUUGCAUGGCUCUUGGGGUUACUCCAAGGAGGACUCGGUGUCACGGCCUUUGAUGCCGUUAGGUCCCCCAAUGCAUCCGUUGAGGGCCCUAAAAUCAUGGUCACAUGCGUCGGUAUCGGCACUGUAACCGGUGCAAUUUUCCUCAUUGUCCUGCUUUUUGUUGCAGGCGAUAUGAACAAGGUCACCACGUCUGCUGCGGGUCCCCUCCUACAAAUUCUUAUCGAUGCUACGAAGAACAAAGUAGGAGCCAUUUGUCUCUUGAUGUUCCCAAUUGUCUGUUUGAUCCUUGCUAUUCUUAGCGUGAUGACCACGAGCAGUCGAAUGAUCUUCGCCUUUGCGCGGGAUGGUGGUCUUCCCGCAUCUCGGUUCUUUGCGACCGUGCAUCCAACUCUGAAGCUGCCUCUGAACGCCCUCAUCUUGACUGUGGUGGUUGUCAUCUGCUUUGGAUGCAUAUUCUUGGGUUCAUCUAGCGCCUUCAACGCUAUCAUCUCGGCUUCCGUCGUAGCCCUCGAUCUAUCCUAUAUGAUGCCGAUUCUGGUCAAUUGCCUGCAAGGACGCAAUGCUUUGCCUGAGAGAAAAUGGAAGCUGCCUCGUGCCGUUGGAUGGUUCUGCGAUAUAGUAUCCCUGGCAUAUAUUAUUCUGACAACCGUGCUGUUCGUUUUUCCUCCUUCCAGAACAGUGACUGGAAGCAGCAUGAACUACUGCAUUGCUGCUUUUGCGGUCAUCAUCCUGAUUUCCGUAUUCCAGUGGUUCUUAGACGGGCGGAAGAACUACACGGGUCCACGAAUUGACCUUGCAUUGGAUGGACUGAAUACUAUGCCUACGCAUGAAUCUGUGCCCUCGUACCACGAGAAAUAA